Symbiodinium natans is the source of this 384-nucleotide messenger RNA. The record is from the annotation of a GenBank genome assembly. Lineage: Eukaryota; Dinophyceae; Suessiales; Symbiodiniaceae.
AUGGACAUGCGCUUUCGUCCCUCCACUGGAGAGCAGCAUUGCCAAGUCCAGGGUGGCGGUGCCACUGCUUGCGGCAGUGGCUGCGCCGCCAACGCUGCUUCGCCCGAGGCGGCUGCGGCAGCGCAACAGCAAGUGGAGUCCGGCGACGGCGUCAAACUCUUCAUCUUCUUUCUUUCGGCGUGUGUGGCCUUUGUUCCGGACCUGCUCAACUCAUACGCCAACAAUACUAGGCAAGAUGUCAACUUUGCUGAGCAGCGCCCCGAAGAUAUCAAGCAGGAGCUGAGGGAAGUGAAGGCAGCCGUCGGCAGACUGUCAUCAAAACUCGAUGCCCUUGGUUUGCUGCUUGGUUUCGUGGCGACUCUGGUGGUCUGUUUCGGGCGUUGA